GGAAUCAUUCCUGGACCAGGUCGUGCAUGUGGCGCCUUUUGAAUCCGGGACUCGAGGGCUCGAACACGCAGCUCUUGGGAAGCCCAUAGCGCUGCCCUGAUCCGCCGCCGCCAUGGCUUCCGGGGGAGAAGGUCUGGACGACAUUUCUCCGGACUGGGCGGGGGCCAGCCUGGUGGACCUGACCUCUCCCGAGCUGGCGAAAUCCAACACCUCCACGCUGGACAGCGGGGAGGAUUUCGAAGUCCUGGAUAACGACGAGGAGGAAGAGGAAGGGCGAGACGAGGACCUGAUCGGCCUGCCUCCGCUGGAGGACGUGCCCAGAAACGACGGCCGAGAGACGGCCGCCUCGCAGCCCCCUGCUCCGGAAGACGCGGAGGAGACCCCCGAGUGGGUGGAUGUGUUAGGGAGCGGUUUGCUGAAAAAGAAAGUCAUCGUCGCAGGUCAGGGACCGGAGACCCGGCCGGUUAAGAGCCAGGAUGUCACCGUCCGCCUUAAGACCAUGCUGCAGGGCGGCACGGUGGUCGAGGAGAACCCCAGCCUCACCUUCACGCUGGGGGACUGCGAUGUCAUCCAGGCCUUGCCCAGCUGCGCCCCGAGCAGGUGCUCCCCGCCCAGCAGCGCCAUCCCUCGAGCCGCGCAGCUGAACCCGCGGUAUCCGGCCACCGACGCCCCGGAGCCCACUUCCCACACCGAGCAGCCGCCUCCGGACGACGAGGCCGCCUCGGCCGCCGACACCAGCGCCACCUCCACGGGGCCGCCGGCAGCCGCCAUCUUGGGCCGUCACGCCUCCUCCCUGCGCGCAUGCGCGGCCGCAGGAGGGAGCGCGAGGGAAUCUUCGCCUACUAAAGCCACGCCUCCUCCGGCUCCAGGCGCCGCCCCUUGA
Podarcis muralis (Common wall lizard) is the source of this 883-nucleotide messenger RNA. The record is from RefSeq and is a predicted model, not a curated record. NCBI's taxonomy places the organism in Eukaryota, Metazoa, Chordata, Lepidosauria, Squamata, Lacertidae.